This is a messenger RNA of Cyprinodon variegatus (sheepshead minnow), 547 nucleotides long. It is a transcript of the gene polr3k, whose product is annotated as polymerase (RNA) III (DNA directed) polypeptide K, 12.3 kDa. The record is from RefSeq and is a predicted model, not a curated record. NCBI's taxonomy places the organism in Eukaryota, Metazoa, Chordata, Actinopteri, Cyprinodontiformes, Cyprinodontidae. The transcript has 3 exons. Gene Ontology annotation, molecular function: nucleic acid binding; zinc ion binding; DNA-directed RNA polymerase activity. Gene Ontology annotation, cellular component: RNA polymerase III complex. Gene Ontology annotation, biological process: DNA-templated transcription; termination of RNA polymerase III transcription. The coding region runs from base 94 to 420 and encodes 108 amino acids.
UGCACUUCCGCUAUGAAACGCAGCAAAUGUUUGCAUCGAGAUUCUAAACGAUUUAUUUUCUCUUUAAAUUGAUCUGGAUUUUGUCUUGUCAGAAUGUUACUGUUUUGUCCAACAUGUGGGAAUGUUUUAAUAGUCGAAGAAGGACAAAAAUGUCUUAGAUUCGCCUGUAACACUUGUCCAUAUGUGCACAACAUCACUAGAAAGGUAAACAACAGAAAAUAUCCCAAGUUAAAGGAGGUGGAUGAUGUUCUUGGUGGUGCUGCAGCGUGGGAGAACGUGGAUUCAACUGCAGAAACUUGCCCUAAGUGUGAGCAUCCCCGGGCCUAUUUCAUGCAGAUCCAAACCAGAUCAGCUGAUGAGCCGAUGACGACCUUCUACAAAUGUUGCAAUGCACAGUGUGGCCAUAGAUGGAGAGAUUGACUGUUUUGUUUUAUUGUGAGAGGUUUAAGUCAUUUUCUGAUUCUGCUCCAUCUCUUGAGAACUGCUUCCCUUAAAAUUAAUAUUAAGUUUGUUUGCCACUUCUCCAGUAUAAUAAACAUAAGAUAAU